CAGAAGAAUUUCCAGAAUGAGUCAAGCUGAGGAAAGCAGUGGGAACUCAGCAUGGAAUAUUGUGAGGUCAGUAGUGUGCGUAAUACUGGCCUUGUCAUUUAUAAUUGGCACUCCUGGGAACUGCAUUGUCAUCUGGACUGUUUGUACAAAAAUGAAGAAAAUAUCUCUUUCAGUCCUGCUGAUCUUGAACCUGGCCAUUGCUGACGUCCUUGUACUGAUCACUUUACCAAUCUGGAUUUACUCUUUUGUUGACUCAUGGGUUUUUGGAAUCAUCUUCUGCAAAGUGCUGGUUUUCAUUAUUUACUGCAGCAUGUAUGCCAGUAUAUUUCUGAUUACAGCACUCAGCUUGGAGCGGCUACUGGCUGUGUUUUACCCUUUCACAAUUCAAACCUACAGAAGAAAAGAAAAAAUUUCUUUGAUUGUGUUCCUCAUUUGGUUCCUGUCUGUUGCCUUUGGCAUUUCUGUCAUUCCAUUUCAAGAGACAGAAGAAAUGGACGGUCGGCUUCUGUGCACGUGUCGCAACUACUCUUCUAAUAGACAGAAGGUGUCCUAUCUUCUGCUGGAGACCCUUGCAGGUUUUGUAAUCCCUUUCUUAAUUAUUUGCACUUGUUAUGUGUGUGUUGCAAGAAGAAUAAGCAGAAUGACUUACCAAUCCAAGCAGCGAUCGGAACGUCUCAUUGCCAGCGUCGUGGUGGCUUUCAUUCUGUGCUGGUUCCCUCACCACAUCUUUAACAUCCUGGAUGUCAUUUCUGUUGAAAUAGAGCUCUCAAAUGAGGAGAUGUCUUUGGCACUGGAAGAAAUUGUAGACAAAGGAGCCUACAUCUCUGGAGCACUUGUAUUCAUCAGUAGCUGUAUUAACCCUCUGCUUUAUGCUUUUGCUGCACGAAGGUUUCAGAACCACCUGAGGUUUGCCAAGAUGUCAAAGCUGUUUGAACAGAUCAGUCAGACUGUAACAGAGGAAGACAAGAAAAGAAAUCUGGUUGUAGCCAAACAUGAAGAUACUUUGGUAGGCACAGAAAAUCUCUAACAAGGAACUUAGUGAAUAAUCUGUGUCAUUUCUUCAGCAGUCCUUUCUCCUCAUUCUCUGAGUUUCAUUUACUGAGCAGUCCAGGAAAAGCUGUAGAGAACUAAAAGCUUUUUGGGUUUUUUUCUUGUGUGUUAUAUAAGAAUUGGCAUUAACAACAUUGUUCAGUUCAUAAAUUAUUAUUCACAUUGUGAAAUGAGCACUAUUUCACUGUUGCUGAGAACAUCAACAAGGUGGCUAAAAGCUAAAAUUGUGAGGAAUACAGCAUUGUUACUUUCCAUUAAAAUUAUGUCUGAUUUAUAGAAAG
Melozone crissalis (California towhee) is the source of this 1331-nucleotide messenger RNA. Its product is annotated as leukotriene B4 receptor 1-like. Gene Ontology annotation, cellular component: membrane. The record is from RefSeq and is a predicted model, not a curated record. Gene Ontology annotation, biological process: G protein-coupled receptor signaling pathway. The transcript has a single exon. Lineage: Eukaryota; Metazoa; Chordata; Aves; Passeriformes; Passerellidae. Bases 17 to 1027 code for a protein of 336 amino acids. Gene Ontology annotation, molecular function: G protein-coupled receptor activity.